GACAGUGUCCGGACUAUUAUAUUGGUAAACUUAAUGCGGAACGCCAUAUAGUCACUGUAGUUAGCCUUAAAAAAUAUCCUCUUCGAUUAGAUCGUGUGUUCAUAGGACAAGUCCUCUAUUAUGAUUAUUUUCAAGACGUGUAGGACGUUCGCUUGCUUAGGUACUGCCGCUGCCGCCGGCAUCCGACGGGGAACUCCAACGGACGACCUGAGCGGCGGUAGCCCCCAGACGGCUGUCCCGACGCAACAGCAACCGUGUCGUACUUGCACAGACUUCAGAACGUUCGCCAUGAGUCGACGACAGAUGAGUGAUGAUAACAACGUCAGCGUUCGAGAUCAACGUUCAAAGGUGCAAGCUGAAGAUCUGAAGAGAGGAGACGACUGUCCACUGGACAAGGAAGAAUUGGGACGCAGCACGUGGAACCUGUUGCAUACGAUUGCGGCAACGUACCCAAACAACCCUAGCGCCAAGAACAAAUCGGAUAUCCAACAAUUUUUGGUGUUGUUGUCGCGUGUCUAUCCGUGCGAAAUAUGUGCUGAUGAUUUUGCUGAAAUAUUAGUGCACUGUCCUCCCAAGACGGAUUCACAAGAAUCGUUGUCGCAAUGGGUGUGUGAAGUCCAUAAUAUGGUCAACAGAAAGCUGGGCAAACCCCAGUUUGACUGCACCAAGGUGAUGGAACGGUGGCGUGACGGCUGGAAAGACGGUCGCUGUGAUGGCUGAUGCACCUUCCUUCUUAUGAGUACCUGAUAGACGACUAGUGACAAGUUUUAGAGUUGUCUUAUUGCCAAGUUACCCUGUAAAUAAUCUUAGUAUUUUGUUAGUUAUAUUUGUUAUAAUUAUUUUUAGUUUACUUAACUUAGCUCAAUACAAAAUGAUAUCACACAUUUAUAAUGCUAAAUGAAUAUUUUAUUUUUUGCCCUUUUUUUUUAAAUGUAACAAAAUGGAUAGUUUUUUUUGUUGUGAUUAAUUAUAUAAUAUUAUGAUAAUUUACACAGCUUAAGUAUCUCGUAAAUUUUGAUUGUUAUAUUUUGUACAAUGAUGUUAUUUUGUGUUGA
Molecule: messenger RNA, 1055 nt
Organism: Adelges cooleyi (spruce gall adelgid)
Lineage: Eukaryota; Metazoa; Arthropoda; Insecta; Hemiptera; Adelgidae
Gene: Alr
Product: FAD-linked sulfhydryl oxidase ALR
Exons: 4
Coding region: 121-720 (199 amino acids)
Cellular component (GO): mitochondrion
Molecular function (GO): flavin adenine dinucleotide binding; flavin-dependent sulfhydryl oxidase activity
Source: RefSeq, a predicted model, not a curated record